GGAGCCCCAGGGGCCCCUAGUCCGGCUCCCCACCCUGAAGACAAGCAAGAGCCUUAAAAUACAUUACUGGAGGCCUUCACCGAGGCGCCACCACACAGCGCAGCGCGGAGGAAGUGGAUUUCCAGCGGAAUACAUGACUGUGUGAUUUUAUGAAAAGUUAACUUGGCUCCCGUGCGGGGCGCGUGGGGGACAUCGUAGAGCACGGGCUCCUCCGCGAGCGCUUGCUGCCAGAUGCGUGUCGAGCGGAGCCGAGCGGUGUGAACAUGUCACUGUUGUAACAUGUUGUUUCAGUGUGACAUGUCCCGCUUCUGCGCUGCCUCACAGUGAAGAAGGAGGAACAGCAGCCACUAUUAAACAGCGGCCAGGCCAGGGAUGGAAGAGAAAGAGACGGGGGAGAGCGAGCCUGUGGACCUCCGGUGUGCCGAGCAGGCUGAGCUGCUCUCAUUAAUAAUAAGCGGGGAGGAGGAAGCGACGCGAGAGGAGAGUGACUUGGGAGAUGACGACAGUCUUGCCAACGGCCAUGAGGAGGAGUCAGAGGCCGGCAUGGUCACGCCUGUCGGGUCCCCAGGCACCAGCUACUGGAGCAUCACAGAGGGCCCGGACCAGCCCCCCCUGCUCUCCCCGGCCCCCGGGCCCUCCGGACGCAAACCCAGGGUCCAGAGAGCGUCGCGCCCGGGCCUGAGCCGCAUCCCCGGCCGAGACCACCGCCGCUACUACCACGAAUACUGGCGCAGCGAGUACCUGAUGGACUUUGACCCCCAGCGGCACGGGAUGAUCUGCAUGGUGUGCGGCAGCUCGCUGGCCACCCUGAAGCUCAGCACCAUCAAGAGGCACAUCCGACAGAAGCACCCGGACUCUCUGCUGUGGAGCUCCGCAGACAAGGAGGUCAUCCGCUCGGGCUGGGAGAGCCACUUGAGUCUGGGCGGGGGUCAUAGGGCAUUCAGUUCUGCUGCGGGACCCUCGCCUGAGGAAGAGGAGGAGCAGCUGGACUCAGACCAACACAGUGCCGCAGAACCCCUGGAGCCUUUGACCCCCCAGGAGCAGCCUCAACAACCCCCCAGUCUGUCUCCUGGCUCUGAUGAGGGUGAAGCCCCCCCGCCCCAGGAGGAGGAGCAGGAAGAGGAGGAGGGGGAGGAGCAGGACGGCCCCGGGCCCUCGGCCCAGACUCUGGAGCGCUACCUGAACGACUCGCUGCACGCCUGGUUCCGCCAGGAGUUCCUGAUGGAGUACGAGGCGGAGGCAGGCCGGCUGCUCUGCAUGGUGUGUGGGGGGGAGCUGCCCUCGCUACACCUGGACCACAUCAAGAGCCACGUGCUGGACACACACCCACACUCCCUGGUGUUCAGCUCCGAGGAGAAGCACUGCAUCCUGCAGGCCUGGGCCCAGGCUCACGAAGAGUCAGAAACCUCAAUCAAAUCAGAGCCGGACACCAAAGAGGGGGGGGUGGAGCUAUUUGCUCAGGAGGUGGGGGCCCUGCAGCUCCACACGGACCUGUACCCCGAAGGCGACGGCACUUUAACUCAGGACACUUGUCUCAUCGGUGAGGACGGGGGGGUAGGAGCUCCUCAGCAGGGACCCCCGCCCCCCCGGCAGCCCAGGAAGAGGCGGCUGCGCAUGGGGGACCCGUGGCGGCUCCGCCUGGACUACCUGGUGGCCUAUGGGCCCCCGGGCCGGGGCACCUACUGCAUGGUGUGCUCUCAGGUGCUGCAGGAGAUCAAGGUGAGCAGCUUUCGCAGACACAUCCAGGAGUGUCACCCCGAGACCACCACCCUGAGCCGGGGGGAGAGGGAGGCCAUGGCCGCCGCCUGGACCAAAGACUACCCCAGCGAGGGCUCGCACAUUCAGAACGAAACCCCCCCGAGUGAAGCUGAGGUCCUGAACCCCCCGGGAGAGACGGACGAGGACAGCCCCCCCGAUGUCAGGACGCACGGCAAAGUGAUAAAGAAGGAGGAGGGCGUGAGCGCAGCCAAGAGUAAACCCAGGGAGGAGGGCGCCGCGGGCCCCCCUCCACGUCACAGCCACUACCCCGGCAAGGACCAGCGCAGGAACUACCAGGUGCGCUGGAGGCGGGACUUUCUGAUGGACUACGACUGCCGGAGACACGGCCUCACCUGCAUGGUGUGCGGCGCCACGCUGGCCACGCUGAAGGUCAGCACCAUCAAGAGGCACGUGCAGCAGGUGCACCCCCACUCCCUGUUCUACAGCGCCCAGGAGAGGCAGCAGGCCCUGCUUAGCUACAGCCAGACGGCCCCCAGCUUCACACACUCAGAGGACUGCUGCUCCCCCCAGGACCACGGCCCCACUCAGCCGGCCCCCGCCACAGCACACUCUGGCACUUAGAAAGGGCCUCCGUCCGUCGCUACUCGCGUGGCCCCUGGUCAGAAACAGCCCUCCCUCUUCUUUUUAACCCUGCUGUCGUGUUCGUUCCCUUACUUUGGUGUUCCUGGUCAAAUGGGACCUGUCUGCUUUAACUGCACUUACAUUAACACAAAAACUUACCACCAAAUUGUAUUUAACACCCUAUUAAUCUUUAAACAAUGUCUCAGACAGGUUUACAUGAAUAACUGCAGUGAGUAUACAAAGAAUAGACAGUGAAAAUGUAUUCCAAAAUCAACAUGGUUGUUGAUUUGUGGAGUGUACUCUGAUGGAUGAACAUCAUCUAGGGUUAUCCAUUCAUUUCCUAUGGGGCUCCUUUUUGAACCGCAACAUCAAAGUUGACUAAACCACUCAAAACUCGAUGAAAGUGGUGAUCAGAAUUGAUUGAUGAAAGGAGUAGAAUGGUCAGAUUUGACCCAAACACACAGAGAAAUGUGUUUUUUGUCGAACAGGGUUUUAUUCUAUUCUUGCUUUGGUCCUAAUCUCUACUUUGCAGGUGCAGAGUAAAGCGUUUUGGAAAAUGGACAAAAUCUGAGAAUAACACUAAGGUUGACAAAUACUGCAAUUGUCCCUUUUUCCCCCUUCUUUCAAAAUGUUGGUACUAAAGGGGCAGGUAGGAAAUGUCACAACCUUAAAAUAUCACAACCUUAAUGUCAUGGCCUAAAAAAAGAAAGUCCGGUUCAGCUCUAUGUGAACCUUUUUAGAUUUAGUAAUAAAUUAUAAUACAAAUGAUGUAACAAAAACCCUUUCUCACGCCAGAAGCUAGAUGAACCCUCUAAAUGUGUGCCCAAAAUGAUGGUAAACCUUUCAAAAGGAGCUGGGUAAUUAUCCCAGCAGAGGAAAGAACAGCAAGGGGGAACCAAGAUUGAACAUGACCAGCACUCACCUGCCUAGUGAUGUAGGAGAGCCCAGAGUCAAAUAAGGUCAAUCAUUUGUACUCAAAUAACCUGACAGAUUACACAUGGCAUCUGAUUAAGAAAACAGUUGACCUCCGCUACUAGUACAAAUCACAUGAAAUCUGAAGGCCUGCGGUCAAAUAGACACAAAUAAAUGUUUUUUUCUUGGCCUGAUGGCAUUUACCAUCAAGCUCAAGAAGAAAUGUGAAAGAGAAUUCAUAAAAACUUAAUAAAUGAGGCAAAGACAGAGCGGUGUUCAGAGGCACUGACAUUAGCCUACAUGCUAAUGUGACAGCUGUAUGUUGGUUAGCAUUUAGAGGAUUCAAACCGCUCUUAUCAUGGCUUCCACUCAGAUACAUCCGGGGAAAUUCCAUUUGGAACCUUCCUAAGCAAAAACCAUUUAACCGCGGCCCACACUUUGUGACGUGCUAAUUUUUGGCGCUAUUGUGGCCGGCUAGCGUUAGCAUGUUAAUGGGUAGCCAUCAUGCUAGCAGUUAACUCACCAGGUACAGUUUAUCACCCACUCGCCCCGCAAUAAGUCACUUUUCAACCAAUCCAUUAGUAAAUCUGCUGGGUGAUUUAGUGCUAAAUGAACUGUGGUGAGUUUAAACACCAACAGCCAAGUUCCUUUUGAUUUCCCACUAAUAGGAAAAAGGGGCUUAAGGAAUUCAAACUCCUGUUAGUAUUUAAUAUUAAUAGUUCAUAUUUUCUUCCUACAAAUUGGCUUAUUUGAAGUCAUGGUACAUGCUUACUACCUAAUAGAAUGUUCCAGGGCUUGUUUCUGGUCAGGGCCUGAGUCUCAGGAAGUUGAAAAGUCUUCGGUGAGGCCGAGGUGAGUUGGUUUUAUGAUGAUGUGUCUGAAGACAACACAGCACUUUGUCCCCAAAAAUGUACUUAACCGCAGCUGUCCUGUCCAGCUGAAUGAGACUCUGAUGUUAUUGCUGAAGACAAUGAAUGCCAGCGUGCAGUCGCUCUAUUUAAUUCCUUUUUUACAGUGGAGGAGACCCUGUCUCUCAUCGUUAUGAGAUAUGUUAUCUCUCCGUCAGUCACCGGCCUGCAUCUUACCAUCAUCUACUAGCUAAAACUGCACAAAAAAAGGAUAUGUAAAUAUAUGAAAAAAUCGAGUUAUUUUUCCUUUAUACAAGCACUUUUAUGCACCCUGGUUUCUACGAAGCGUGUUGGUUAUUAUGUCCAGUUUUUCUACUUCAAUCGUGAUUCAACAAAGACUUUGUCCUCUGACGGCUGGAGAGUGUUUCUUGGACUUUCACUUUGGUACUGCUUUAUUUUACCUUUCACUGUACAACAUGUAUGCAACAGACGAUGUUGAGGAAUAAUUUCAGCUGUCAAAGAAAGAAAAGUCAUAAAAUGUCACAUCUUCACCUGGAAAAUGUAACUCAGGGAUUCUGUUUUCAUCAACAACCAUUUCAUCCGUUAUCUUUUAGAGGCGUGAUACGUGUCAGCUUUGGUUGUCUAGGUGAUGCUAUGAAGACAGCAGAGUAGUAGGGCUACUGUUAAAGCAAACCAGGAAGUGGAAUUCUAUUAUAUUUGAGAAAGUCUGAAUUUAGAAAAUAAAUUAUAUAAUAUAAGAAAUGUGUUGUAUUUUGAGAAAAAUAUAAUAUUAAAAGAAAUAAUAUAAUUAAUGUAAUAUGUGUAAUGUCAGAAGAGAAUCUGAAUUUGGAGGUAAAAGUCAUGUUACAAUUAAACAAAAGACUUAUAAUAUCAAGCUAAACAAGUCAUAUUUUGAGGGAAAAGACUACAUAUUUUUACACUUCAUUGUUUUCUUAAUUCUUCUCUUAACAGUGCCCUUAAUACUCUGGUGUUGACAGAAUUUGCUCAGUUGAAGCUUUUGAUCAUGACGUGAUAAUGAAGGACUCUGACAGAGAGACACUGUCAGAUCUCAGUCCAAUGUUCCACUUUGGCUAAGAAUAGCCCCCCCUGUCACUCUGGAAGAGUUCUGAUAUAGCACUUAAUUAUUUAAAAAAUGAAGUAACAGUGAAAUGAAUGUGUGUGUGUGUGUGUGUGUGUGUGUGUGUGUGUGUGUGUGUGUGUGU
Molecule: messenger RNA, 5323 nt
Organism: Gymnodraco acuticeps
Lineage: Eukaryota; Metazoa; Chordata; Actinopteri; Perciformes; Bathydraconidae
Exons: 5
Coding region: 373-2340 (655 amino acids)
Biological process (GO): negative regulation of DNA-templated transcription
Source: RefSeq, a predicted model, not a curated record